UCGGCAGCCGCCAUUUCGAUGAACUCGACGGAGAUGUCAGAAAUGUUGCCGCAAAUAUGGCUAAAAUCAGUGUCUGUCGUUGUAUUUAAUUACUUUGUUGGGAUUUUCUAGAGAUUUUUUUAAAUUGUACCUAUCUGGUCGCACUAACGCUGACUAGGAGCAGACAAGAAAACUGAUGAGUUCCGAGGAGGGCACGCCUGGUGUCACGUCAAGCGUAGUAUCCCCCUCGACAGCUUCCUCUGUGUCCUCAAAUCGCUUCAUCACCAUGGACGGCAGCGGGAUUUCCCCGGAGAAUGUAAUACACGUCAUUAACCCCUCCAGUCUCGGGAGCUUGUCCAGUGUUGUGAAUUCCUCUUCGUCUUCCUCGGCUGGAGUAUCAGGUCUUCACACCAUUACGAUAGCCCCAGGGUCGUUUCCAAUACCUGUGAACUUUGCCUCUAAUCUACAGGCAUCGACAAGCAACAUGAAUACAAAUGGUGGACAGCAGGUUUUGAUGGCCCCUCCAGAACUGGCAGCCAAGUUGAAGGAGGGAGCACUGCCCACUCAAGUCAUCCAGGUCCCUAAUGCCAAUUUGGCCUCCAUUGACUGGGCUGUUAAACUUAAAGAACUACAGCACAAUCAGAGACUGGAGAGAUUGAGAGAUGAACAAAACUUGAUGAGGGAAAAAGUCCAGAAGACGUCGUUUGAAAGCAAGUUUGAGCCUUGUGUGGUCUGUGGAGACAAAGCUUCAGGUCGACAUUAUGGAUGUACCAGCUGUGAAGGUUGUAAAGGCUUCUUUAAGCGGAGCAUCAGAAAACAGCUGGGCUAUGCCUGCCGUGGCAACAAGGAUUGUCCUGUCAACAAACCUCACAGAAAUCGAUGUCAGUACUGUCGCCUUCAAAAGUGUCUGGCGGUCGGCAUGAGAGCAGAAUCUGUGCAACAAGAAAGGAAACCACCGGAGAAAGACCAGCGACAGUUUCCCACCGUAGCGACAUCAACGCAGAAAAUCUACAUCCGCAAAGAUCUCAACAGCCCCUCCGCCUCGCUUCCCACCUUUACAGGAAAGUUGGAGGACAGUAAUGUGCAACGUACAGCUAGUAAUUUAUUGGCCAAUCUACAGGAACGAAUUGUCCACACUGACCAGGGUAGUGUCAUCAUGGGAGGAGGAGUUCCAACAUCCACAACUACAGGUACAAAUCACACCUGUAUCCCCAUAGAUCUGAGUACAUUAGCCAACGUUGUGACAACAUUAGCAACGAUGAGCAAAAAUGUGGAAGAGGAUCCGGUCCCCUCCAAUGGAGAUACGGGGCUGGAAGGGGACACGACUAACAAUGCUGCCAAGGCCUUCGACACACUAGCCAAGGCCGUGCAGCCCCAGGUAACUUUGUGGAUCGAUAUUAACGGUUGUCCGAUUACCCGGUCCCUGGACCAGUCUCUAUGUGACAGCAGUCUGGAUCAGUCAUCAUUAAGCAUGGACCUAGGACCGGACUACAGAGAAAACUCCAUCGUCGUGGAAGUGGACGGCCCAGUACUCACCCAACAAAAUUUCUCAUUCAAUCUGACCACACCCUCUCCUAUGCCAGCCUAUCUCAAUGUCCACUACAUUUGUGAAACAGCCUCCCGGCUUCUCUUCCUGUCGAUGCACUGGACUCGUUCAAUUCCCUCUUUCCAUGUUCUCAGUCAAGACGUACAGACUGUGCUGGUCAAGUCAUGCUGGAGUGAGCUGUUCACGCUUGGAUUGGCCCAAUGUGCCCAGUCCAUGUCUUUGUCCACCAUAUUAAUGGCCAUACUUAAUCACCUGCAGACUGCACUUCAGCAAGAUAAGAAUUCAGCAGAGCGAGUGAAGAUUGUUAUAGAUCACAUCCUUAAACUUCAGCACUACAUACAGUCAUUGGAGGCCUUACAGAUAGACCCCGAGGAGUAUGCAUACCUGAAGGCUUUGGUUUUAUUCUCACCAGAUACUCCAUCACUGCCCAAUGCUCAACAGAUCGAGCGAGUCCAGGAGCGUGCUCAGCGAGAGCUGGCUAAUCACGUACGACAGACUCAGCCUUCCAAUCCCGAUCGCCUCGGCAAGCUGUUGCUCCGACUCCCAGCUCUUCACUCUCUGAGUCCCAAUGUCAUGGAGGAACUAUUUUUCGCAGGUCUGAUCGGCAGUGUUCAAAUAGAUAGCAUAAUUCCUUACAUUCUGAGGAUGGAAACAGCCGAAUAUAACUCGCAGAUGGCGGGGCAAGGUCUACAAGGUGCCGUCGAGGGAACCGGGCUAGAGACCAACCCCUCCAGUUCCAUGUUAUUUGCAUCACCACAAAUUACAACAGCUCAGAUGACUUCUGAGGCUAUAUCGGCCUUACAGACGUCUAUUGCCACAACAUGACGACCGAUGCUUGUGGUGACACAUGGCAUUUAGGAGGACGGAAUGGAGUCUUGGGGGGGGGAAAUCAAAAGAAUUCUUGGGAGCAGGAUUACAUCUAGAAAUUGUUGUUAAGGAGUCUUUUUUUCUUGUUAAUUGUUGAUUGUUAAGAGUUUAAACAUUCACACGUGAUAUUUCGAGGAAAGGAAUCAGGAGGAAGCCUUAUUGAGAGUUACUUCCCUUUGAGUCAGACUGAACGAAAAGAAAUUGUUACUGUGUCCAGCAGUGCACAUAAACUGCAUGUCUCCAUCUGUUUUGUUCCAGUGUAAAGCAUUGGCAAAUACAUUCAUCAUGUUCCUAACUAUUUAAGACUCAGAUGAGGUAUAAUCUCCACGUUUCAUUUCUUGUUCAUUUCACAAACAGUAUCUCACAAAACACAAUUCCACAUUUCCACAUACAAGUAGAUUGUAUCAGUAUAAAUGCCACUGUUUUUUGUUGGUUUUUUUAAAACUAAUUUAUCCUGUAGUUUGGAGUAGUGCUAGGGAGACACAUAAAGCAAUUAAGCUCACCCACUCAUAAUCCAUGUGGUGUGAGUAGCUUACCUGUACCAGGUGUCUCUGGUCAGGUCAUCAUUGAUGGCUGUGAGCAUGUUGUCCAGAUAUAUAUGGAUUUUUCCUUUGUAACUUACAUGCAGAAUAUAUUGGCAUACGUUUAUUUUGAGUUCAUUGCAUUAAUCGUGCUUAUAUGAAUUUUUUAGUGCUUUGUUUUUUAACUUUUCAUUCAUGAUAUGUGAAGAGUUGCUGAAAAUGUUGUUUAAAUAGUAAAAUUUCAAAGUGUUUUAAUUUGUGAACAAUUUUAAUUUGUUUUGAAAUUAUUUUUAGAGAAUUGAGUCUGAUGUGAAUUGUGAGAAAUAUUAAUUUUGGGGAUACUUCUCAUGUAAGUUUGUAUUUUAUGUGAGUAUGGUGCAUGUAUCCGACCCAGUAUAUCCAAAAUUAUGUUUAAAGAAUCAAAUGUUAUGUAAUUCAAAAUUUGGUUUUAAAUGAAAAAUCAUGACCCCUUGAAGUGAUUUACCAAAAGAAUUUUCAAAAUUGAUAAGAUGUGUAAGAAAAUUAAUGUUUAUGAGAAUAAUAUAUUUCUGACAUAAUAGGUCAUCCAAAGAAUGCUUUGGUGAUUUCCCAGAUCUUUCAAAGUAGGCAAAAACAGUAGGGUCGCCAAUCACCAUUGCAGAAAUUGGAGAUAUUUCUUCUUUUUUUUUCUAAAUAUCUACAAGGGAAGAUAAUGCAGACAAAAAUUGUUCUCCAUAGAUUUAGGCAUCUCAACACAUAAAAUAUUAUGCAUUUCAGUUUUACAAAAGAUGUAGUGCUGUGGAUAUUUGUACUUUUUAUAAAUGUAAAUAAUUUUAUGAAUCAGGUAGCUGAAGUUGGAAAUAUGCCAAUUACAAAUAUCUACGAAACCCCUAACCCUCUCCUCAGCAGCUCAGCAACAAAAAUGGCAGUGGUGUUCCGAUUUUUUAAGUUGAAAUUUACCGUUCAUGGUGUUGUCCUGUACUCUUUUAAGGUUGAUACAUGUAUAUUGAUCAUUUGCAUUCAUCAUUUUACUGUGUACAAGGUAAAUACAUGUAUUCUGCCUCUCAAAUGUACAACUGUUUCCAACAAAGUAGAUUUGGCAUACUAGUAUAUUCAUUUUAAAUUUCAUGAUUUAUGAUAAUGUUAAUUUUUGAUGUGAAGGUGCUAUGAGGAAUUCAUGUUUCAUCAAUACCAAAAUCCAUUUCUCAUGAAUGACAUCACAAAUAAGCACUACAUUGUACAAAUCUCCCAUUAUGAAAUUAUGAUACAUAAAGUUUAAGGUACAUAUGUACCUUUCCGUUGUGAAUAUUAAGAUCUGAUAAUGUCCGUCUACAGCCAUUUUAAACUGCAGGAUUGUCACAGUUUGUUCAAGGAUAUUUCUGUUUUAAUUAACUGUUUCACAAAUUAAGUAGGUGGAUGACUUAUUAGAAUUGAAUACUAAGUUUGUUAUAAAUUGUUAUUGCAGCAUCAUACGAGUAUUUCACAAGUAUUACUUUGUUGCCAAUUUUUCCAUUAGUGUUUGUUUGUGGUAACCAUGGUAAUUGUUGUGUACUCUGUAUAUAUUCUCAUUUAAUGAGUUUAUUUUUUGUCAAGUAAGGUAAGAAACUUGGGAUUAAAUGCAAUAUUAUUGGUUUUUGAUAUAUAACUUUACAUUAUUUCAUUUCAAAGCUAUAAAAAAGGUAAUUUUUUUGGGGAGCACCAUCAUUGUCAAAAUCGAGUUUCAGUUUUAGGAACAGAAAUAUUUGAAUACUUUACAUGGGUUGAAAAAUUGUUGAAAUUGAUAUCUUGAUAUAUUUUUUAAUCCAGGGUUUUAGAGAGCCAGACCUGCAAUCUUAGACCCCAAGUUUCUUUCCGUAGGAGAAUGUCGUGCUUCAUGUUUUCUGUGAAACAGAACCCUCAUUUGUUCGGAGCUUGUAUUUUGUAUAAGCUAGGUCUGUAUAACAGAUCAAAAAAAGAAACAAAAUGCCUGAACUUAAACUUUGUUGUAUUGUCUAGUGGCUCAUGCUAAGUCUGUUAUUGCUUUGUAUUUAUAAAAGGAUAUGCCAUAACAGUAUGAAUUUAUCAUAUAUAGAGAGAUUGAAAAUCAUGAAUAUUAGAUUUCAUUUUAUUUUUUAUUAUAGAUGGAAGUAUAUUUGGGGGGGGGGGGUUAAAAAGCUAAUGUGAAAUUGUUUGAUUAGGUGCGUAGGCAUUUUCUCCACUGCUGUUUAUGUAGAUUGGGUUAACUUAGGUAACAUAACCUAUAUACAAAAUAAGAAUUUGACGCUACAGAAAAAAUAAGAAAAGGUUAAGUCUUUUAUAAGUUCUUUGUCAUUUUCUUUAAUGUGUCGGUGUAUUAGCAGUGUAUAAUGACUUCGUACAAUCAGUCUGGAAUUAUUAUUUUUUCACAUGAAACAGAGAGUUUUAGUUAUUUGUCUCAAUAGUCAUGUUUCAACAUUAUAAUGUUUUGAAGUAAACUGUUUGAAUUGUU
Ostrea edulis (European flat oyster) is the source of this 5359-nucleotide messenger RNA. Its product is annotated as orphan steroid hormone receptor 2-like. Gene Ontology annotation, molecular function: RNA polymerase II cis-regulatory region sequence-specific DNA binding; zinc ion binding; nuclear receptor activity. The record is from RefSeq and is a predicted model, not a curated record. The coding region runs from base 176 to 2350 and encodes 724 amino acids. The transcript is spliced from 13 exons. Lineage: Eukaryota; Metazoa; Mollusca; Bivalvia; Ostreida; Ostreidae. Gene Ontology annotation, biological process: regulation of transcription by RNA polymerase II; cell differentiation; anatomical structure development.